This is a messenger RNA of Carica papaya (papaya), 1759 nucleotides long. The record is from RefSeq and is a predicted model, not a curated record. NCBI's taxonomy places the organism in Eukaryota, Viridiplantae, Streptophyta, Magnoliopsida, Brassicales, Caricaceae.
AUGGGCACUAAACACAUAAGGCGAACGGGUGAAUUGAAAUCUGGAUUUUGUUUUUUGGUUCCUUUUAAGGUGGGUACGUAUUUUGUUGGGCAGUACUAUCAUGUGUUGCAACAACAGCCAGAAUUUGUACACCAGUUCUAUAGUGACGCCAGUACGAUGCUUCGUAUCGAUGGCAAUACCAGAGAGACCGCCGCUGGGAUGCUGCAAAUGCAUGCAUUAAUUAUGUCGCUGAAUUUUAAUGCGAUUGAGAUCAAAACUGCACAUUCCCUGGAAUCUUGGAAUGGUGGCGUCCUUGUGAUGGUUUCUGGUUCCAUGCAAAUAAAAGAUUUCAGUGUCAGAUGGAGAUUUAUGCAAACAUUUUUUCUUGCACCUCAUGAGAAAAGGCUAUUUUUGCUUAAUGACAUUUUUCACUUUAAUGAUGACGAACCAGUUCAUCACCAUCCGGCAGUCUUAUUAGCCCAGGGCAACCUUGACCCCAAACGCAAUGCUUCUGCUGCAAUUCCUGAGCCUGUGUCCAACUAUUUACUUGGUGGAGAGAUCCCAGGAAGGGAAUUUGUGGCUUGUGCUGAUGUCAAAGAAAAUGGUCCAGUUGACAAUUAUAAUUUACCAGAGCAACCAUUGCAGCAACCCCUUGAGUCUGAAAAUAUUGUAGAGAACAAUUGUGCAGAUGAGACAAAUGGUUCUGUUACAAAUACAGUGAAUGCCAUACAAGACUACCUGCUUGCUUCUGUGGAGGAAUCUGUUGGAGAACGCCAAAAGCACACAUAUGCCUCCAUAUUACGUGUUGCUAAAGGACAGUCGGCUCCAGCUGCUGCUGAACAACCUUUGAAUGACAAGAAUAACCUUCCUGCUUCAGAGUGGAAUCAUCCUUCACAGCCUGUUAAUCAGCAGCAAUUAGUGUCAUCAACUAUUGCUGAAAGAUCUGUAGCAGAAACAGAGGAAGUUUCUGCCAUAGAAGAUGAAGGAGAAAUAAAAUCUGUUUACGUGAGAAACUUGCCUUCUACUGUUUCCGAGUCUGAAAUCGAAGAGGAAUUUAAGAAAUUUGGAGAAAUCAGGCCUGAUGGUGUGGUCAUUCGGAGCCGCAAGGAUGUUGGUGUUUGCUAUGCAUUUGUUGAAUUUGAAGAUAUGAGCAGUGUUCAUAUUGCAGUCAAGGCAGGCAGUGCACAAGUUGCUGGACGACAGGUAUACAUUGAAGAGAGGAGACCAAACAGCAAUAUCCCCUUGAGAGGAGGGAGAGGUAGGGGUAGAGGGAGAGGUGGCUAUCAAUCGGAGGCUACAAGAGGCCGCUUCAGUGGUCGAAGUUUUGGUAGGUUAAGUAUCCAGGAUGGAGGGGAACGAGAGUAUAACAGACCAAGAGGAAAUGGUUUCUAUAGGCCAGGUCCUCGCCAGGACAGAGGUUUCUCAGGUCACCAAAUCUCAAGAAGUGGACAAAAUUCAGUGGAGUAGAGGUUUUAGAAAAAAAUUCAAGUAAUAUUCUCAGGGUCAGUUUUCAUUAGAUUUGAUAGGAAUAUGAAUUUCAUUAUUUUCUCCUAAGGGGUUUUGUGAUGCGAUUAUUUAUUUGGAAAACCCCCUGGUUUGGUAGGUAUUAUUAUGCUUGAACAUUUGGGGAUACCAUCUCUAGGUAAUAUGGAGAAGCGAUUUUAGCUGAAUGGACAUUUAUUCAAUUUUGUAUUAUUUAAAGGAUGCUGUUGAGCAAAUAAAGCAAAUUCUGCAUGUUGUCCAUGCUGGAUGUAGUGAUUUUGUAAAAUUGAUUUGUCAA